This is a messenger RNA of Podarcis raffonei (Aeolian wall lizard), 3782 nucleotides long. RefSeq names its product G protein-coupled receptor 156 (gene GPR156). Gene Ontology annotation, molecular function: G protein-coupled GABA receptor activity. NCBI's taxonomy places the organism in Eukaryota, Metazoa, Chordata, Lepidosauria, Squamata, Lacertidae. Gene Ontology annotation, biological process: gamma-aminobutyric acid signaling pathway; G protein-coupled receptor signaling pathway. Gene Ontology annotation, cellular component: membrane; G protein-coupled receptor heterodimeric complex. The record is from RefSeq and is a predicted model, not a curated record. The transcript has 9 exons. Bases 1351 to 3753 code for a protein of 800 amino acids.
CUGGAAGGAUUUUUUUUAUUUUGUUUCGACUACGGCAGACCAACACGGCUACCUACCUGUAACUUCGGUUAUUGUAGACUGAGAUCUUGACAGUGUGCUGGGAGGAGCACUGUUGCCUGUUGCCUCUGUGCUUGACCAUUGUCCAUUUUGGCUUAGUACGCAAGGCCAGUUAAUGCUUUGCACACACACACACACACACACACACAGAGAGAGAGAGAGAGAGAGAGAGAGCUUUGAAAGAGGCAAACAUGAAAGACCACUCCUAAACCAUUCUUCCCUGGACCAAGACUUUUUGAAAAGAAGCAUAAAGACAUGGCGUGUGUUUGUGUGGAAGAGAGGCUGUAGCUCAGUGGCAGAGAACAUGCUUAGCAUACAGAAAGGUCCAGGUUCUAUCCCUGGUGUACUUCUCCCUGGGACUGAAGCUGAGAGAGGCUGACCUCAGGCCAGUGAAUGAGUGCAGGGCAGCAGUGGCAUGUGGUCAUUUGACCAGGGGGACUGGGCGAGUUGUCUAAAUCUUCCCCUGGUGCCACCUUCCCAAAGCCCAGGAAGCUUCUGCAUGGCUUAGGGAGGGAGAUGCAACGCUCCGAUGGGUCUAAGAGCCUUCUUGCUACCUUCCCAAAGCCUGGAAAGCUUCUGCCCAGCUUGGAGUGGGAGGUUUGAUGCUUAUACAUCAGGACAUCACGUGCACGACGUCCCCGUCCCCCACAGCACUCCCAAGCUGACACCUCUGGCCCUAACUGUCCCCCUACGAAAAAUUUCACCACACACCUCUGCAUGGCAGAGAUCCCAGAAACACAGAAUUGCAGAGUUGGAAGGGACCGCGAGGAUCAUCUAGUCCAACCCCUUGCGAUGCAGGAAUCUUUUGCCCAAUGUGGGGCUCAAAUCCAUGACCCUGAGAUCAAUAGUCUCGUGCUCCGCUGACUGAGCUACCAGGUGGGCAAGUCAGAGACCUCCUCAUUCAUGCCUCAGCCAGGCCACUCCACCAGUUCUUGAGUGAGCCACAAUCUAUACAACGACCGCCUGCCUGGACACACGUAACUGGGAGAAACGACAAAUGCUACCGCCACCCUGAUUCACACGAUAAUUAUGGUAUAUCAUCAGAAUUGGUGAGACGUAGCAAAGAGUUCCAAACCAAGUUUCAAGUUGGCUCCCAUGAGCAAGUUGACUUUGAUUGUUAACUUAAUUGCUGCCAUGUUUCUGUCACUGUUUUGCUUGUGAUCAACCCUCCCUCCCCCUUUUCAGGACACCCGAGAGGGGAGGAAUUUGUUGCACAUCUUGCUUGCUGCCACUGGAUAUACCCGAUCUUGAGUUUCUUGGGACUGCGACACGGGAAAUUGCACUGCCCAGACAAUGUGGUUGAACGAAGGCUUACAAUGCGCCGUGGAAACAGGAUUCAAUUACUCUAACCAGUGCGAUAACACCCAGAAACAGCAGCAGAAGACCCUGCAGGACCUCUGUACUAUAACAAUUACAUCCUCUGACAGCAGCUGUAAGAACUCCCCCUUUUCAGCAGCCAUCUUGGGCAUUGCAUGGGUCUUCCUUACCAGUGGAGUCCUCCUCAGUUUCUUCUUUCUCAUCUUCACAAUUCACUUCAGAAAGAACAGGAUUGUGAAAAUGUCCAGUCCUAACCUGAACAUAGUGACCCUGCUGGGCAGUGGCUUGACCUACAGUAGCGCUUACCUCUUUGGAGUUGAAAGACACAAUUCAUUGACCAGGCCGUCCCUGGAGAUGCUGGUUCAGGUGAGAAUCAGCUUGUUGUGUAUUGGGGUCUCUCUGGCUUUUGGCCCCAUUCUGGGGAAAAGUUGGCGGUUGUAUAAAGUGUUCAGUCGGCAAGUUCCAGACAAGAGAGUGAUUAUCAAAGAUUUCCAGCUGCUGGUGAUGGUGUCUGUGUUAGUGCUGGCGGACAUUAUCCUGCUCUUGAUAUGGAUGUCUGUGGAUCCAGUCCAGUGUCUCCAAAGUCUCAAUGCAGAUCUGAAGGUGACAGAGAGAGGUUUGACUUGCGCAGUGAGCCAAGGGUACUUCUGCACAUCAACGUACUCUGAUCUUUGGCUUCUUCUCUUUCUGGGAUUUAAGGGCGUCCUCUUGAUCUAUGGGGCCUACCUUGCUGGCCUGACAGAUGAUCUCAGCUGUUCACCUGUCAAUCAGUCCCUGACCCUCAUCAUUGGAAUAGCCAUUAUUUUCCUCUCAACGGGUGUUAUGCUGGUGGUGAAUCGUUUUUUCCACUUGUGGCACAACUUGGUCUUUGGAUUUACCUCAGGAGGAAUCUUUGUCUGCACAUCUACAAUCAAUUGUUUAAUCUUUAUUCCACAGCAGGUCAGAAAAUGGAAGGCUUUUGAAAAACAGAAAGAUGACGUCAACAAUAUGGCCAAGUAUUUUACCAGCUCAAGCAAGAACUUCCACUCUACCAUGUACAGUGACGAGGAGAUCUACCAGCUGCUGGGGGAAAAGAAUUCCAUGAAGCAGCAGCUGGUAGAGAAAGACACAGCAAUUGCAACUCUUCAAGAGCAAGUGAAUAAUGCUAAGAAGAAGCUGAUGAGACUUGUGACUGCCGAGGAAAAAUACAAUCCGAUUGACUCUCCAUUUCCUCCUUCUUCCUACUCUGCAGCCAAUUGUUCUUAUGCAGCAGUUGGAAACCCAAUGAGUUCUCCUUUUUCACCUGGUCAGGGGCUAAACUCAAGGCAGCAUCCUAGGCUCUUACAUUCACAGUGCAAACCAGGAUUGCUUAGUAAAAAAGAUUCCACUGAUGAUCUGGAACGCACAAAUCAACACCAGCAGAAAAUACAGCCAGAAAUUGCUGUUGGGUACAGACCUCUGAAUGGAUGCAAGAAUGUCGCUGGUCAUUCAGGUGACCAAGAUCAAUGGUUCACCCAAUAUACCACCACACUUAGUAUGGGCCCCCCGCAGGACCCCCUCGGACAGAGUUGUUCCACACCGAGGGAGGAAGCAAAGCCGGCUCAGAGGCAGCUUCCAGGGAUCAGCUAUGUGAGCAGUGAAAAGCUUCAGGAAAUAUUGCAAGAGCUAAGUAUGAACCACGUUGCUGUUGCCCAGAUAUCUCCCAGGGGACCCGAGCAAAGUGUCGAUUGCAACAUGUGCACAUUAUGGGAGCCAGAGGAGGUCCUGGCAGGAGAGUCUAUAAAGCUUAGUCCUUGUAAGUCAAGACAGGGGAGGAAAACCCCCAGCUCCAUGGCUCCUGAUACUUGGCAUUUUGUGGACAAGGCAACCAGCAGAAGGCAAAGACGUUUCAGUGGAUUAAGAGAAUUCCAUCAGGCUGCAGCAGGAGACACUGAGGAGAGAUGUUCCCUGCACCAGCCACCCUCUUUGUCAUCACCGGUGGUUAAGAAAAUGCUGAACUACAAGGCUGAAAACUGGUCCAAGCCUUCCAGCAGCGAUAGGUGUGGCUGGCUGCUAGACAAGUGCCAAGGGAAGAGUGGCGUGUCCACUCUUUAUCUUAGCAGAUCCAGGAAUCUCCGUCAUCAUCAGAAUUUUCUGACUCACACCGUGCUUGGCCCUGUCCCUUCUCAGCGCUUUUAUCCUGAUUCUGAUUCUGGCAGCAGUUCCUCUGGGAGAGUGACCCAUUGCGACCCCAGGCAGCGCUGUGAAGUUUGCCACCACCGCCUGUCUUCCUCUAGUGAUAGCUGCAUCACUGAUACAGAUCCCGACCUCAGUGUGGCCCUGGACUGCUAUGCAAAGCUUUAUGGCAAGCGUCAACCAGUUGUGAACUUCAUUGAGGAUUUGGAGCCCACCUAUGUGUAGGGCUUGGCAAUUCAAGAGCCCCCCCCCCA